This is a messenger RNA of Aspergillus sclerotioniger CBS 115572, 1932 nucleotides long. RefSeq lists its product as uncharacterized. The transcript has 3 exons. Bases 1 to 1932 code for a protein of 643 amino acids. Lineage: Eukaryota; Fungi; Ascomycota; Eurotiomycetes; Eurotiales; Aspergillaceae. The record is from RefSeq and is a predicted model, not a curated record.
AUGGUGGCCUUGAGAAGGCUCAGCCCGGCCGCAGCCUUGGGGCUCUUUGCAUGGCCACCGGCAGCCACCGCAACCCCGGGCUUCUGGCAUUCGGCCAGUCCGAGCAGCGCCUCAGGGUCCCCUAGGGUCCCCAAGCCGGCGACCAGCUGGGCCAGCUUUAUCCAACUGGCUCGCGCCGGAAAGGACCCCAAGGCCGACUACACCCGCAACGGGAACUGGACGCACUUUGACUGCACCGACCCCGUGGUGGCGGAUUUCCUCUACUACACGCCGUCGGAACGAUGGCAGUUGAUGGGCACCGAUGCCGCCCGGGACGACGUUAUCCGGAUCUGGAAGAACACCGAUCGUCUGCGCGUCGGCAGUACCACCCAGCUUGCGGGUGAGCAGGACUGUGGUGACAUAGUCACUGAGAGCUGCAACACUAUUCAGUGCGAAACUGGGGCAGACGGGGACGCGUCGGGCCCCGCAGCCCAGUUCAUUUGGAACUCGCUGGCGGAGAUCCAUAAUAUGUACGCGCAGUACUAUGACAACUUGUUCUGGGCUCUCAGCAUUGUCAGCACGACGCUCAAUGAUAUGGAGAACAAGUUUGCGCCCCUUCCGCCGAAGGAAGACGACACCUGGCUCCCGAUUCUGGUCGACAUGAUCACGCUGGGGGUCCUGGGAACUGCCGGUCCGUUCUUCAACACCAUGUUCAAGCAACGAGAUUGGUUUGCUGGGAAAACCGGCAGCGCCCUGGACAAUGCCAAGGAUGCCGCCAUGGCCCUCAUCGCACAAAGCACCACCAUCACCAGGGACGCAUUGCUGGGAGGAGACCAGGCUACAUGGACGCCGGAGAAACAGGAUAAGUUCUCGGCCUAUCUGGGGCAGGUCGUCUAUGGCUUGUCGAAUAGCUCUUCAAGGGGGUCCAACGAGGCGAUUGACGCUCUUUAUGGGGCCAUGUCUGAUGGAAAGCUCAUCGAGGACAGUAAUGGCAACGGCCCGCUUCCCGCGACCGGAGAUGCCCGGUAUGAGCUGUUCACCAACAUCAACAAGUGUAUCAUUGGUUUUGCCCUCCCAGCCCUGUGGCGCCAAUCGGGAUUGUAUACCUUUAUCCUCGAUGCCGGUCACGCUUGCAAUGAAGACAAGGAUCUCAGUAAUUACCUUGACAAGGAAAUGAUGAACGCCACGGGCGUAUGUGUGGACAACUGGCAGUACUAUCUGGCGUAUCCAGACGGCGAUGCGAAGACAUGCACCUGCAAGCAGUACGAUUCGGGCCCCUGUCAACGAGUCUGCCGAGAUAGCAAGUUCUCGGCGCCCAAGGGAAUCGAGUACAUCUCCGGCGGGGAAAAUUACGGGGGCAUCACGACGACGGAGCUGGUCAAGGGCUCCGUCCGCACCUGGAUGGGGAAUGGCCGACAGAAUGGCGCCAGGGUGGCAGACCCGGCCAACCCGAGCACCCUGGCCGGCCUGAUGGACGUCGACGUGACGACCCCGGGCUUCAUGCGCAUGCCCGUCUGCAGCCCGGCGCGCGCCUUGCAAUCCUGGAAGACGGCCAAGAAGGACUCGAGCCCGAACUGGCCCUGCAAUAUCCCGCCGGGCCAAGACAAAUGCGGCGACUCGACCUUUGUGGACCAGACCAGCCACGCGUCGCCCAAGGUGGAGGACUGCCGCCAGCUCAUCACCAACAUCGAGGGCGAUGGCGGCUCCGGCUGGACCACCCAGGUAAUUGGCCAUCACCAGCGCCGAAUUGCCAGCCAUGCCAGCUGUCAUUUCGGCGUCGAGGCUACCAAGACGGACGGCAAUGUCAACUUCAAGGUCGGUGGGCAGGAUGUCAUUGAUAUCAUCAACGACGCCAUUGCUCGGUUUGCGAGGGACGGGCUGAUCGGCGCCAAGGGCAAGAUGAAUUGCGACGGCAAUAUAAAGGGCCAGCCAGUGUUGUGGGGAAUUUACUAG